GCAAGAGGGGGACAGCGGAGGGACAAGCCUUAAGCUAACUCUCCCAUGAAGAUGUCUGGAAUUUUUUAGGCGGAAGGAGGGGGGGUGUCAGCACACAGGCGCCAGCCUCAUCACUGCCCAUGUGCGCGUGCUUCUUGCAUUUGGUGUUUAGAAAAUGAUGUCUGGCCAGCUCUUAGGUGGAGAUUUUAUUCUGAUUAAGUUGGCGGGGUAGGGAGGGCAGUUCCAACCUGGAGGGAGCUUGGAAGGAAGCAAACCAGGGUAGAAGAAAGUUCCAGACAGGUGCCACACGCAGCUCUAGCUGGCGGUGGUUUUGAGACCGUUUUUGGUUGGUGAGGUUUCUUUCUCGGUCUGUGCCAUUUCCCAGCCAGCAGUGCAGGUCUCUUCCUGAGGGCACUUUAGUUCCCCAAUUCUUUGACUGCCUGGAAUAUAGGAGUUCUUAACGGGAAAGAGCCUCUUCUGUAACUGAUUGGGGUUGAUGGUGGAAGGGGGUUGGAAACCUCUCUCAACCUGAUUAAUUUAAAAUUUGGUGAAAGCUGGAGCUCUUAGAGAUGUGAGCACCGGGGAGCUUAAAUUAGCAUUAACUACCUGAAACCGGCAAGUCUGGUUCAUGAGAUGUGUGAAAAAUGAGCUGUAAGAGAGAUACUCAGGGUUUCAAGAGGGAUGGAACCAGGGGUGCUGGGGAGGGCGGCUCGGGUUGCCGUCUGGUCACCAGUGACUGUUACUCUUCCCAACUUGGCAGAACCAGCCACUGUUCAUAGCUCUCUUGGCUAUUGACUUGACAUUGGCCAGUGGUGUUACCCAGUUGCUACAUGCAGACCCCACCGUCCACAGCUCCAGAGGGUCAGGAGUUCUCCUUGUUGUCUGAGACUAUAUUUGCAAGGACCUCAGGGGCACGUGGAGUUGAUCAGGGCUGCCCUGGGUCAACUGUGUGACCAGUUUGCUGAGAAUAGGGAGUCGGCAGGCCUCUGCAGGUCCUGCGUUCCCAGCACUGUUCUGCCAUCUUACAGGGAUGGCGCCUCUGGGCUGCAUAUAACUGUGCUCUAAGACACCUCAUUUCCAGCAUCACCACAGCAAAUACACGUUAUCCAUGCAAGAGUAAGCUGUUUCUGAUCAGUUCCCAAAGACCAGAGGCUAGUGAGGUGUGAGCUGUGCUUCACAGGAUACCCAUCCCUCGGGCGCAAACUGGCAUCGAAGAUUCUCCAGGUGCAGGUGUGCAGAGUCCCAGUGACACCCUGGGAAAGUUGCUCAGGGUCUGGCAGCUAGUGGAGAGAGGUCCCUUCCAUUGGAAGAGAGACUCUUCAUCAGAAGGCGUAAAAUCAAAGACCACAGACUAGCAGUAACAGAAUGGCAAAUCAGGGGCCUUGGAAGGUAACCCCAAACGAGACGAGGUGCAUACUUGGUCAGGGACCGUCUCCUGGCAUCCAGGAGGUUUGCAGCACCUCCCUUUAUUGUCCUAGAGUCUCCCUUGUCUUUGCCACCAGAGGUCUUGGCAGCUGGCAUGUUCCCAACCCUGAGCCAUUGAGUCCAGAGCAGAAAAGUACAACUGGCUGCAGGGUUGGCCUUGGUUUUUGAGUUUGUCCUCUUGAGUUAUUCCCUAACUUCCACAUGCUUUGAAGUCUUAUGUAGACCGAGAGGCCCCAGGGCCCUAGCCUCGCCAUAUUUGGGGUUUUUCUCGUCAAAGGCAGCCUGUUCCUUCCAUCUCCGGCUCUUCCCUCUAAGAGUCCCAUGUAAAAAUUUAGCUAGCUUGCCUGUUCCCCUGGAGACCUCAGUUGGCACCUAGUUUGCCGGGGCUGGCAGCCAGGAUCCAUGAGUUAGGACAGAUUAGAUCCAGGAGUUAGGACAGAUUCCAGAUGUGGCACCUUCCACAUGGACACUUGGGAUUUAUUGGGGGAAGAACUUAGCACUUUAUCCUACCAGAAGUUGAGCUUUUUAGGGGAGGGCCUCCCAGGUGGCACUCAGCUGACCUGGGGGUCAGUCCUGGAGAUACGUAGCCAACUGGGCUAGAUAGUUUAGUGUAGGGAGGCCACUGGGCUACACCUUUAAGAUAACUGGGGUGCUUCCCGGGCUACUGUCCAGCAACACUGGGGUUUUAUUUAUUUAUUUAUUUGUCUGUUUGUUUGUUUAUUUAGGUGGGCUGGAGCGAUAGAGCAGCAGGUAGGGCGUUCACCUUGCAUGUGGCCGACCAGGGUUUGAUUCCUCCGCCCCUCUUGGAGAGCCCGGCAAGCUACCAAGAGUAUCCCGCCCGCACAGCAGAGCCUGGCAAGCUACCCGAGGUGUACUCGAUAUGCCAAAAAUAGUAACAGCAAGUCUCACAAUGGAGAUGUUACUGGUGCCCGCUUGAGCAAAUUGAUGAGCAACAGGAUGACAGUGACAGUUAUUUACUUGGGUUUGGGGACCCCACCCAGAAGUAUUCAGGAGUUAGUCUUGGCUCUAUCCUCUGGAGUGACUCCUGGCAGUGCUCUGGGAAUCAUGUGGCCUGGGCAUCUAGCUGAGCUCAGCACAAGUGCUGCAAGUCCCUUUUCUCCUGAAUUCUCUCUCUGGCCCGUGAAUAGAGCUUUCAGUUUCAGCAGCUGAAUCUUGCUGAGUCUGAGGCAGUCAAUAGAUGAAUUUUUUUUCCCACUGAAAAGCAAAGAGCCUUGAGAGGCUGGGUGAGGGGAAUACAGAAAAAGGUACCUCUGGUCAGGAAUAGUGAACCUGCCCACCUGCACGUUGUGUGUCAUGAGCUGCCUGGAGAUUCUCCACAGCCCGCUGUUUGCAGUGGGUUUCUGCAUGGGGAGGCCCACGGCCAAUCAUUUCCAAAGCUGCCACCUGAUCCCUCUCAAGGCGCCGGGUUUCAGAGAGUGAAUUUCCUCCAUGGGAAGUCACCCCCAGGCUUCAGGUCUUUACAGGUGAGACAUUCCUUGCUGGGUCUGGGACCAAGUCCCAGAUAGCCGGGUCUCUGAUUUUGGACCAGGUCAGGAAGAGUUGUGGUUCCACGUGCGCUCUCCUGUGUCUGCAGCGGUGGGAUUUGUGUUGUUGGUAAUCACCGCUUGCACUUCUUGCUUUCCUAAGGCGAUGGCUGCUCCUAGCUUGCUAAGAAGGCCCCUCCCACACAGGUCAAGAAUGAAUUCCAAGCAAUUUCUAAAACUCUUUCAUCAAUCUUACCUUUAGUUGACUUAGCCUCGGAAAAUCUCAUUGGAUCUUCACUAGAUGAAACAGUAACUGACACUUUUAAGACCUCUAACCAUCAAAAAGUAUUAGGGAUGAAAAUCUAAGAUACAUUCCUACCACUUUAAGGAAGUUUUGGUGUGAGCAAACAGUCUAGCAGAUCAGCUUCUUUCUUUGAUUAUCAAGGCACUAACUCAGCUGAGGAGAAUGCCUUUAUAGCAGUGUUUUUUUUACAUGAGUCUCACCUAUAUUACAUAUGUCUCACAGGAAAAUCAAAUCUGUGAGUCACAAUGAACAUUCUUUUAAAAGAGUAAAAUAUAAAACAUCAGAGUACACCAGUCUUUUGCCAGCAUCUUGCACAUUGCAAGGAAUGCUAAGGUCAAUUUUAUUACGUGAGAAAUAUGAUUGAUGGAGGGAAUUUAGAAUAUGUAUUGAUUAUGAAACUUUCAGUGAUUUGAUCACUGGAGUCUGGUUUUUAUUAUAACAAGGAUGAGUUGCAGUCUAGUUUUAUUUCACAUUUGCAACUAAAUGUGAAGUCUGAGGUAUUCAACUGUGAUUUGGUUACAAACUGCAUUUUUUAAGAAAGAUGUUAUCUAGGAUAUAUACAUAUACUUUUGAAUCAAUGGCAAUUAUAAAACCUUAUUUCAUGGCAUUCUAAUCAGCUGGUACAGAUUACCUUUAAAAUGGAUUCUUUCUUUAAUAAAAAAAAGAGAAAUAAUGAAGUGAAAUAUGCAGAAGCAUGUUCAAGUUCAACCAUUGGAUCUGGAAGUGUGCCUGAUGAAAAUAGUGAGAAAAAUAUUGGCUCUAAUAUGCAAAUGUCAACUUCAUUUGAGCCACAUUUUAAGAAGAAAAAGGCAAAUAUAAGACGUUACAAUGAAGAUUAUUUAAAAUAUGGUUUUAUUAAGUGUGAGAAACCCUUUGAAAAUGACAGACCUCAGUGUAUUAUUUGUAAUAACGUUCUUGCAAAUGAAAGCUUAAAACCUUCAAAAUUGAAAAGGCAUUUAGAAACACAGCAUGCUGAACUUAUUGAUAAGCCUCUUGAAUAUUUUCAAACAAAGAAGAAAGACAUAAAGUUAGCAACACAAUUUGUUAGCUGUUCUCCUGCUGUUAGUGAGAAUGCCUUACUAUCAUCAUAUUUAGUGGCAUACCGUGUGGCAAAAGAGAAAAUGGCUCACACCACUACUGAAAAGAUCAUUCUUCCAGCAUGUUUGGAUAUGGUACGUACAAUCUUUGAUGAUAAAUCAGCUGAUAAAUUAAAAACCAUACCUAGUGAUAGCACAAUAUCUCUCCGAAUUUGUACUAUUGCCGAACAUUUGGAAACAAUGCUUAUCACUCGGUUGCAGUCUGGUAUAGACUUUGCCAUCCAGCUUGAUGAAAGCACUGAUAUUGGAAACUGCAUAACACUUCUAGUAUAUGUCAGAUACGCAUGGCAAGAUGAUUUUAUGGAGGAUUUUUUGUGUUGUUUAAAUUUGACCUCACACCUAAGUGGAUUUGAUAUUUUUGUGGAAUUAGAAAAACAUAUUGUUGGACAGCAUAAGCUGAGCUGGAAAAACUGCAGAGGAAUAACAAGUGAUGGCACAGCAAGCAUCACUGGAAAACAUAGCAGAGUAAUUAAGAAGUUGCUCGAAGUUACUAACAAUGGUGCUAUGUGGAAUCAUUGCUUUAUACAUCGUGAAGCUUUAGUGUCCAGAGAGAUUCCACCAAAGCUCAUGGAAGUACUGAAAAAUGCAGUGAAAGUUGUUAAUUUUAUUAAAGGAAGCUCACUGAAUAGCCAGCUACUUGAAACCUUCUGCUCGGAGAUUGGAACGAAUCAUACCCACUUACUGUAUCAUACCAAAGUUCGGUGGUUGUCUCAUGGGAAAAUACUAAGCAGGGUUUAUGAACUCAGGAAAGAGAUACACAUUUUUCUCAUUGAAAAAAAAUCUCAUUUGGCAAGUAUUUUUGAAGAUGACAUUUGUGUCACGAAAUUAGCAUACUUAACUGAUAUUUUUGGCAUUCUUAACGAACUGAGUUUAAAGCUACAGGGGAAAAAUAAUGAUAUAUUUCAACACAUAGAGCGUAUCCAAGGAUUCCGGAAGACAUUAUUGCUCUGGCAAGCGAGACUUAAAAGCAGUCGUCCUAGCUAUUACAUGUUUCCAAGGUUUCUGCAACACAUUGAGGAGAAUAUUAUUAAUGAAAAUAUUUUGAACGAAAUAAAAUUAGAGAUACUGUUGCAUCUUACUUCUCUAUCUCAAACGUUUAAUCAUUUCUUUCCAGAGGAGAAAAUUGAGACAUUGAGGGAAAACUGUUGGGUAAAAGAUCCAUUUGCUUUUCGAAACCCAGAGUCAAUAAUUGAGUUAAACUUGGUGCCUGAAGAAGAGAAUGAAUUAUUGCAGCUUAGUUCUUCAUAUACAUUGAAGAAUGAUUAUGAAACGUUAAAUUUAUCUGCGUUUUGGAUUAAGAUAAAGGAAGAUUUUCCUUUGUUAAGUAAAAAGAGUGUCCUCUUAUUAUUACCAUUCACAACAACUAGUUUGUGUGAGCUAGGGUUUUCAGUUUUCACCCAAUUAAAAACAAAGGAAAGAAAUGGAUUGAAUGGUGCAGCAGAUAUGCGGGUAGCAUUAUCUUCCUGUGCUCCUGACUGGAACGAGCUUGUAAACAGACAAGAACAUCAUCCCUUUAAAUCAGUCUGACUCGGUAUUUGGUUUUGGUAUAACUGAUUUUGUGAUAAUUUUCUGUUCUAUUUAAGUGUUCAUAUCACAUUCUGUACAAAUGUUUUGCUUUGUGUUAUAUUUAAAUACAGAUAAAAUAAUGUAAUUUGUUCAUUGAAUAAAAAAUUUAAUGAACUAUGAGGAUGUUUGUGAUGCAAAAGGAUCAUUCUGUGGUGAAGCUUAUGGUCUGUGUAGGAAGAGAGACAGCAGUGUGAUACUAAAGAGUUAAUAAAUGCUCUAGAAAGAGUUCUAAUAAAAGAGAUCAGGAGAGAAUUUGGGAACCAAGUAACUCAUGAAACACUUUGUAGGGUGUCUGGCUUUUUGUAUGUGAAGUGGAGAGUCCUGAUCUAAAUAAGGUCUUGGAAGACUCACUUCUAGGAAGUGGAGAGAUUGUACAGUGGGGAGGGCUCUUACAUAGCACUCAAGUCAACCUGGGUUUGAUCCCCGCCACCUCUUGUGGUCCCCUGAGCCCAGCCAGGAAUGAUCUGAGUGUAGAGCUAGAAAUAAGACCUGAAUACUGGCAGCUGUAGCCAGAAAAAAAUUCUUUUUUCUUUUUUUUUAACGGCAGUUGUGCUGCAUUAAGUGACUUCUGUAAAGAAAUCUUUAACCUGCUUAUAUAGUACAUCCACUAUUCUUCCUUUCAGAUUUGCUUUAUACCUUUCAGCGUCUGUACUACAAACAAUACUGCCUAAAAUGAGAGAGAGAGGAGAGGUACCUACCAUAAAGAC
This is a messenger RNA of Sorex araneus (European shrew), 6562 nucleotides long. It is a transcript of the gene ZBED11, whose product is annotated as family with sequence similarity 200 member B. The record is from RefSeq and is a predicted model, not a curated record. The coding region runs from base 3831 to 5816 and encodes 661 amino acids. Lineage: Eukaryota; Metazoa; Chordata; Mammalia; Eulipotyphla; Soricidae. The transcript has 2 exons.